This is a messenger RNA of Periconia digitata, 2408 nucleotides long. Lineage: Eukaryota; Fungi; Ascomycota; Dothideomycetes; Pleosporales; Periconiaceae. The record is from the annotation of a GenBank genome assembly.
CCGCGGCUCCCGCCAAUACACCGAAGGUUCCUGCCUGCCCAGAGAGCGAUACACACGCACCUACAUUCCGACUGGUCUCCUUCGCGAGCCAACUCACCUCCUUCGAAGCUGAUUUACGGCGACACGUUCUUUUACUUUGAUCGUACACCGCCAAAGCGACAAUCAUGUCAAGUCGCAAGAGGCGCGCCCCAGGCGCUUCACCAAUCAGUCAGCAGAACACAUAUCAAGGCCCUGGACCGGUCGCGAGCGAUCAUUUCAUGAAUUGGAGUGACUCUAAUACGGGUACCGGAAACAUGUCUGGAUUUGAUCCUGCUCUCUACGAGGGUAUGGAUUUUGCUGGCAACAUAAGCCAACCUCCAACACACAAUCGCGUGGUGUCAUUGGACGGCCUGGGCGGCAGCCCCGACAUGAGCUCAAAUCAACUAGUGCGACGGAACCCCAAUCAACAACUAGCAGCACGGGGACAGACUGCUUGGGAAACCUUUAAUCAAAACCAAUCAGGUGCAUGGGAGACUGCGGGCACAGACGACGACGAAGAGCUUGCACGCAAAGCUGAGGUAGCGAAGAAGGAUGCACAAGCUAAAAGGAAGCAAAUACCCCCAUUUGUUCAGAAGCUGAGCAGUUUCCUUGAGCAUAAUAAGAACACGAACCUGAUAUGUUGGUCUGACGACGGUAACUCGUUUGUUGUUCUGGAUGAAGAUGAAUUCGCCAAAACUCUGAUACCCGAACUCUUCAAGCACAACAACUAUGCGUCCUUCGUACGGCAGCUGAACAUGUAUGGAUUCCAUAAAAAAGUUGGUCUGUCAGACAACUCCAUGAAAGCGAGCGAGGCCAAGGCCAAGGCUCCAAGCGAAUACUACAACAAGUACUUCAAACGCGGUCGACCGGAGCUACUAUGGCUCAUCCAAAAGCCUAAGAACGCCCCGGCCGGACCGAAGCGGAAGAGGGACGAUGAGGCAAAACAAGGUGACAGCGACGAUGAUCGCAAAUUUGUGCCUGAUGGCGGAGGAGGCUUAUUCGAAGAUCUCGCUGUGAGAGCUAAUCAAGACAUGGCCAUGAUCCCGCGAUCUGAGUACAACAGUCUUCGAGCGGAAGUCCGGACUUUGCAACAACAGCAAAAGGUCAUCUCAAACGUGCUUGGUCAAAUUCGAAGGCAGAACGACCAGUUGUACCAGCAAGCCACAGCUUUCCAAACAUUGCAUGAUCGGCAUGAGAACUCUAUCAACGCCAUCCUCACUUUCCUUGCCACGUUCUACAAUCGCAGCCUGGAAGGUAACAGCAACGGAAUCGAUCUUUCUCAAAUGUUUGGACCAGCUGUUCCUGCCCAGUCGCAGCACGGCAAUGUGGUAGACGUCGGCGACUACACCGAGAAACCCAUUGCCAAAUCCCCACAAAUGCCUAGGACGAAGCGUACGCUCCUCCUCCCAGCUCCAGCCCCUAGAGAGGAUGAAGUAACUGGAAUCCGAGCUACGACACUCAGCCCAUCUGUCAAAGAAUCUACAACAACCCCGAUUCCUGAGACAACACCUCAGCCAUCGGUGACUCCAUCGGCUGCCCCCCAGCGUCGCCGUCCUACUCCUAUGGCCAAUUCUCAUACCAACCGAGAUGACACCCCUAGAUUGCCACUCAAAGUCGACACUGAUUCGCCGCCCCAGUCCACCAUUCCCUUGCUUGAGAACGAUGAAAUCAUGUCAGCAAUACAAAAUGUCAAUGCCAGCACAGGGCAGUACAGUCGAUCUCCACAAGUUGAUUUACCGGCGGCGCUGAAUAACUACCAAACGCAAGAUGGUAACACACCCUUGACAGCACAACAGCGGAAUGACGUUCUCUCUUUGAUGGCCAACAAUACGUCGGCUGCGUCACCCAACAGUGCCAUUGCUACAAAUACCAAUAACGCGCUUGUGAAUCCUCAACCCCCACCAAUGCCAGAUCUUAGUCAUUUCGCCGCAACACAGUCUCAACUAGAUAUUCUGCAACACAUGUCGGAACAACAGAAUUCGCGAGUGCAAAGUCUACAAGAGCGGCUGCAACCCCUCAGUCCUAGCGGCCAGAUACCCGGUCUAGAAGAAAACUCGUACUUCGGAAACGCUGUGCUUGGUGAUCCCGGAACGUACGACUUGGACGCCGACCUUUUCACGCAAGGCGAUGACUUCUUUCCUCCGGGCAAUGUAUCUGGCGAUGCUUCCUUGCCUGAUCUUGGUUACCAACUUGCUGAUCCUGCUCCGGGUGUCGAUUUGGGCAACGGCGAUGUUGACUUCGAUUUCGGUGAUGCGAACCACCUCAGUGCCAACGUUACGGAUAACCGCGUGGAGAGUGUGAGUUCCUCUGCCACCAGCCCAGCGGCCACAGUGGAAGAAGUGGAGGAUGAGACUCGUAUGAAGCGCAGCCCAAAGAGAAGGAAAGCGUGA